AUAGAAUAAUGCAAGUAUACAACUGCAUGUGGAAAAAUUGCAAGUAGAUCCAAUAUUUGUUGGCCCGCCAAUCUUCUAUUUAAACCGACACCCGAUUUCCUUCUUGAAACCACGCACACACACACACACACACCAUACAACUACUAAUUAUCUAAACCUUUGGGCAAACAACAUGGGAUUCCCCAAAACCCUCCCAUUUCCAUCCUACAUUAUUCUUCUCUCGUUAUUCUCGAUCAUCGUUACUUUCUCCCAUGCCGCCACUUUCGACAUCACAAACCGAUGCGGCUACACAGUCUGGGCCGCCGCCGUCCCAGGGGGCGGACGCAGGCUCGGCCUCGGCGAGUCCUGGCAGAUCAACGUGGGCGCCGGGACGGCCGGGGCACGAAUCUGGGGCAGGACCAACUGCAACUUCGACGGCAACGGCAAUGGCCAGUGCCAGACGGGCGACUGCAACGGCCGUCUGGAGUGCCAGGGGUACGGCCAGCCCCCCAACACCCUAGCCGAGUACGCACUGAAUCAGUUCAACAACUUGGACUUCCUCGACAUCUCACUAGUGGACGGUUUCAAUAUCCCGAUGGAGUUCAGCCCGACCAGCAAUGCUUGUCGUAGCAUGAGGUGCACGGCCCCCAUCAACGAACAGUGCCCGAACGAGCUGCGGGCCCCGGGCGGAUGCAAUAACCCGUGCACCGUGUUCCGCACCAAUGAGUACUGCUGCACUAACGGCCAAGGAAGCUGUGGGCCCACAGGAUAUUCGAGGUUCUUUAAGGACAGGUGCCCCGAUGCUUAUAGCUACCCGCAGGAUGACCCGUCGAGCACUUUCACUUGCCCAGGUGGUACUAACUACAGGGUUGUCUUCUGCCCAUGAUCAACAACUACUACUAUGUUUCAUAUAUAUAAUGUCUAAAUAAAUUAUGCAAGUACACUAUAUAUAAAUAAUUCGGUUUAGAGACUGAUAUUUUGUUGUCGCUAAAUAUAAUGGAAGAGAAGUAUCGUUGGAAUAAUGUACCUUAUAUAUAUAGUUGGACUUGUUUGUAAUAAAAGUUGUUGAACUCUCUUCGAAUUGUUGGAAAUUUA
Erythranthe guttata (spotted monkey flower) is the source of this 1074-nucleotide messenger RNA. RefSeq names its product thaumatin-like protein. The record is from RefSeq and is a predicted model, not a curated record. NCBI's taxonomy places the organism in Eukaryota, Viridiplantae, Streptophyta, Magnoliopsida, Lamiales, Phrymaceae.